Molecule: messenger RNA, 498 nt
Organism: Acomys russatus (golden spiny mouse)
Lineage: Eukaryota; Metazoa; Chordata; Mammalia; Rodentia; Muridae
Gene: Lst1
Product: leukocyte specific transcript 1
Exons: 4
Coding region: 1-414 (137 amino acids)
Biological process (GO): cell morphogenesis; immune response; dendrite development
Cellular component (GO): membrane
Source: RefSeq, a predicted model, not a curated record
AUGUGCAAUUUCUGUUGCACCAACUGUACGCACUCUGUAUGCUGUUACCUGCUGUUUGGGAGCUUGGGCCUGGGAGGGCUCCUCCUGCUGCUGGUCACCGGCCUGUUCACCUGCCUGUACCGGCUCUGUCAGAGGGGUAAGUCUCUGCGUGCCGGUGCUCGCUCAGGGCCAGCAGGGCCAGCACGCCAGCACGGCUCGCCCUCCACACCCCUCCUAUCUCCCGCUGCUGAGUCCUCACAGAUUCCAGUGAAGAGACUGGAAAGGAAUAAGUUCCCAGAGCAGGAGCUCCACUAUGCGUCUCUGCAGAAGCUCCCAGUGUCCCGCAGUGACCUCACAGACAGAGAGGAAGGCGAAGGCAUGAGAGAGGACCCUAGCACUGACUAUGCCUGCAUCGCCGAGAACAGACCCACUUGAGCACCUCCCCCCAAUGCCUCCCCUAGCCCUGGGUGGGUGGUCAGGCUCGCCCUGUGUUCACCUAAUAAACACUGUGGUCCCCUG